Messenger RNA from Budorcas taxicolor (takin), 813 nucleotides. Its product is annotated as transmembrane emp24 domain-containing protein 9-like. Gene Ontology annotation, cellular component: endoplasmic reticulum-Golgi intermediate compartment; endoplasmic reticulum; Golgi apparatus. NCBI's taxonomy places the organism in Eukaryota, Metazoa, Chordata, Mammalia, Artiodactyla, Bovidae. The record is from RefSeq and is a predicted model, not a curated record. Gene Ontology annotation, biological process: COPI coating of Golgi vesicle; intracellular protein transport; endoplasmic reticulum to Golgi vesicle-mediated transport. Bases 1 to 813 code for a protein of 270 amino acids. The transcript is spliced from 6 exons.
AUGACUGGGGCUUACCAGAUUGGGUAUAACUGGGACUUACCAGGCGGGACGCAGAGACCCUCGGACUCGCCUGGGAAAGUGGCGGGGGCCUGCGGGACACGAGGCCCUGGGUCCUGCGCCGGUCCCGGGCUGGGAUGGGGCCGAGCGAGGGUAGCCGGAUUGGCCCUGCCACUGCUGCUGUGGCAGCUGCUGGCGCUGGCGGGCGGCGGGGGCGCGUUCUACCUCGAGGUCCGUGAGCUGGAGGAGAAGUGCUUCAUUCAGGAGAUCCUCGAUGGCACCGUGGUCAUAGGUAACUACAAGACCGAGCUAUACGACCCUGCUAUGGAAAAGCACCAGCCCUCCCCACAGUGGAUCAAUUUGUUCGUGUUUGUGAAGGACCCUGAGAACAAAAUGAGAACCUGGGAUACCCCAGGCCCUCGGGGCAGCUUCACCUUCACCUCCCAGUCGCCAGGAGAGCACGAGGUCUGCCUUCACCUCAAGUCCAGCCGGUUCGCCCUCUUCUAUGACGGCAAACUGGCCAUUCACUUGGACAUGCAGUUGGGUGAACACACCAAUGAUUAUGCGGAACUUGCGGCCAAUGACAAGCUGACCCUGCUGCAUCUGCGCAUACAGCAGCUGGUAGAGCAGGUGGAGAAGAUUCAGAAGGAGCAGGAAUACCAGAGGUGGCGAGAGGAGCACUUCCGGCAGACCAGCGAGAGCACCAAUCAGAGGGUGCUGUGGUGGUCCAUCCUGCAGACCCUCAUCCUUGUGGCCACUGGCACCUGGCAGAUGCAGCGCCUCAAGAGCUUCUUUAAAGCCAAGAAGUUGGUGUAA